GUAAAUCAGGGCAGUUAAGCUCCCACAAAACCAGAAAAGCUCAAUUUUCCCAGGACUCAGCUGGACAGCCUGAGAGCUGAGACCAACCAGACAAGGAGAGGAGGAAACUAGCAGAUUCUGUGGAAAUGGGGACGGUAAAGAACCUCAGAGGUGUCAUCAAGAGAAGGGAGACGAUCACAGCUUUACCUCUCUACUACGCUGGAAACCUGCUUAAGAAAGGAUCUAAAGAGAAGGACUUCAAGAGUUUUUAUGGGGAGCUCAGAGGAUCAACGCUGUUCCUUUAUAACAAUGAAACACAAGAAACGUACACGGAAAGGCUAGACCUGGAGCUGCUGAAGUCCUUGGAGCUGGAGAGUCCUUACAAAAAGACAACACCUACCAUUAUCACCUUAAGUUUGCCCAAAGAGGAGGUGCAGUUAAAGAUGGACAAUGCUGACACAGGAGAGGAAUGGAGAGGCUACAUUUUGACAGUGGUUAAUAAAGAGAUUCCCAAAAACCUUCAGAUGCUUCCUGGUCAGAAAAUAAGGCUAGAGGAGACGCUUUCUGAGGAAAAGAAAAGAGCAACCAAGCUGGAUCGCCCUGCUCUUCCACCUCGACCCAGCUUCAUGCAGGCCAAAAGCACUUCAGAACCCAAAACACCUGCCUGUUUCUUCGACGUGACUCGACAAGAAGCCGAGAAGAUGCUUGAUUCCAACCCAGAGAAUGGGAACAUCAUUCUCCGCCCAUCCACCAUGCCCAAAAACUACGCCCUGACGCUCAGACAGCCUACGCCACGUGGGCCCGUCUUCAAGAACUACAGGGUGACCUCCACCAGCUCUGGCUAUGUGAUUGAACUGGAUAAUCCAAUGACCGUCUCCUCACUGGAAGACGUUUUAAAGUACUUCCUGGAGAAGACAGAGUACCGUCUCCGUCCCUAUGUUGCAUCUCAGCCCUAUGACGUUCGGAUCGAUGUAUCCCCUCCCCCAAAGUGUAUGAGCAUCCCUCCACCUGUAGUCCCCAAAGCCCAGGUGGCACCCAUGCUCCGUGGCCAGACCAAAGACAAGCUUCUUCCUCCUACACCCAAGGAAGAUGAUGAAUUGUAUGUGUACCCAGAUGAUUCUCCACCAGAUAAUCAAAUGACAAAGAAAGUUCAGAUGAAUGAUGAGCUUCAGUCAAUUUUAAAAAAGAGAAAAGAAAACCUCUACAUGGAGACUGGAAGAGACGACGAAUCCACCUACAAGAAUGAAACCUGUGACAGAAACGGCAGAAAGAUCCAGUGGUUUAAAUAAAGUUAAACUUUCGCAUCCUGAUCAAGUUUCAAAAUUAAGGUGGAUCAAAUAUUUCAUGUUUUCCUGCAAAUACCUGUGGUGAUAGUAAAAAUGUGUAGAGUUUAAAUUAUGAAUAAAUCAGUUCUCAGUUGAUAACGUGUGAG
Molecule: messenger RNA, 1411 nt
Organism: Cyprinodon variegatus (sheepshead minnow)
Lineage: Eukaryota; Metazoa; Chordata; Actinopteri; Cyprinodontiformes; Cyprinodontidae
Product: signal-transducing adaptor protein 1-like
Exons: 10
Coding region: 126-1268 (380 amino acids)
Biological process (GO): cell surface receptor protein tyrosine kinase signaling pathway; positive regulation of B cell receptor signaling pathway
Molecular function (GO): signaling adaptor activity; protein kinase binding
Source: RefSeq, a predicted model, not a curated record